Colletotrichum godetiae is the source of this 1486-nucleotide messenger RNA. RefSeq lists its product as uncharacterized. The coding region runs from base 1 to 1224 and encodes 407 amino acids. The transcript has 4 exons. Lineage: Eukaryota; Fungi; Ascomycota; Sordariomycetes; Glomerellales; Glomerellaceae. The record is from RefSeq and is a predicted model, not a curated record.
AUGAAAGUACUCACUACAGCUUCCCUCCUCUUUUUUUUGUUUCCUUUUCCAGGGCCUCGCGUCCCACUCGUCUCCUCAUGGCUAGGCAGCAGCAGCAGCAGCAGUGUAACCUCGCGCGUUCCUCAAUUCGUUCUUGACACGGGUCAUCCAUGGCUCACCACCCAUGCCCACGAACUUUCCAGUCUUCCGGACGUGACAACGUUCAUUUAUACGCUCUCGGCCGACGAUAACUAUUAUCAGGAUGGCGUUGCUGACGGAGAUGAGAGCGCGAAUGUGCGCGAGGGCCUCGAGGUACCAGCGGAUCUGUUCCACCAGCUCGAGAUCAACAAUCACCGCGCCGGCGUGAGCCGCUACGGCUGGAAGAAUGUUCGCAAUAAACUCGAGGAGAUAAAGGCGUGCCCGAGGGCACUUGCCGAAGUUGGUGACUUAACGGUCGAAUUGAGGUGGCAGACCCUGAGCGAUACCUGGGACCACGCCGGCGCGAGAUCGACGCCUCUCCCAAAGCCCGUACCGGCGCUGUUCUCCGAGGUGAUGGGGAAGAUGAAGAACUUGAGUACGAUCGAUUGGUUGAUACGGGGAGCCGACGAGAAUACUGCCAUCGGAAAGUUCUUUAUCGAGGACGGGACGCGGUUGCCUGGUGUGAAGCACUUGGUAACGAGCAUGAAUGCGCCGUGGCUCGUUGACGCUUGCCCUUCACUGACCUCACUUGAAGCGACACGCGAUGGAUUUGUCUGGGGAGAAGAGGGCUCAAGACUAAUCAAAAACUCCAUAGUCAUCGUUCAAUAUGCACCUCACACUGAGGAGCUCCAUAUAGGUGUUCCAAUGCGGCUUAUCAGAAUCGGUAGAUUCCCGGGGGACGAACUGUGGGACCUUGCAGAAUCACUGUCUCUUCUUUCCAAUCUCACACGGCUUUACCUCCCGCGGGCCGCGAAACUAGACCUCGGCUCUCCAGGGGGGCCGGAGUGCGAUAACGCGCACAUGAGCGAAAGAGGAGCCGAAUAUUGGCGCAGUGACAUGGUUUGCGAUCUUGCGGCCACGGAAUUGGCUGGGAAGAUUGUAAGGAAGAAGUUUCCGAGGUUGAAGGGGGUCCAUGUUGGCGCUUUUCAUGGGAACUUCACGACGGGUGCUGGAGGAGAGGAAGUCAUUAUCUGGGAUUGGACUGGGAGAGUGGAGCAAUGGUUGGACGAGAAGCUGAUGGCUUUUGGUUCUGCCGAUGAGCUUUGAGCUAGACUAUGCAGCGGCCAUCGCGCUCCAGCCAAAAAAGAAACUUGCAACUGGAGGUGUAGAUAGCUGUUUCUCUCCUCUCGAACCCGAACCUGACAAGUUGGAAUCCACCGCGUCGUCGCUCUACGGCGAACUCUCAACUUCCUCCUCAAUUUUCAUCUCGCUCGGAUCGUUCAGUGUGAAGCAUACCAUUCCAUCCCACGAGAAAGCACCUUUCACCACCAUCACCAGGACCUUUCCUGUCCCAUCCGACCAAAGCAAG